AUGGUUGACGCUGGGGACUACGUCAACGGCAACGGCACUGCUAGCCAGGACCCCGAUUCUCGAUGGCUGAUUACAAACGUCGGAUACGUAGGCACUGGCUCGUUGCCGUUCAGCUUCGAGUUUGAUUACACGCGUUGGCUCGGCACAACCAUGCCCACGGGCGACUGUGCGUUGUUCACGACGCUCCAGGAAGCAGAGACUCAAGCGGCCAAUCUUGACAGCCUUGACUACCCGGAAAGCCCUCAAGCAGAAACAUUCCUUAACGAGUCCAUCAUUUUGCUGCAAAACUCCCACCCGACUGGGGGAUCCACUACCUUCUAUGCGUCCUGCUCAUACAGUUUUCCGGGUCUUGAGUAUGGAGCGAAUGAAGCAUAUUCCCUCAUAUCGUUCACCGAACACGUAGACCUGGCAACGUAUGUGGAUUAUGAUGGCGACAAUUUCUUCUUAGACCCAAAUGGCAAGUAUAUCAUAAUCAUGAUGAGCAAUGGAGCUAAUGGCAACAGCCAAAUAACAUUUAAUGUACAAACAAACAGUAAUGUGCAAUCGAUAAUUGCCAACGGUAAAUGCAAACUAUACAUCGGCCAAUCAGCAGCGAUUGCAGCAGGCGAUGUACUCACACCCACAACGACAUCUCAAGCGCAAGUCACAACAUCGCCUGCAGACGUUACGUCUCAAUCGCAAUCGACCACACAAACCACUGCUGAUGUCUCUGAUCCUACAACACUGACUGUGGCGGAGGCUUCUGAUUCGAUAGCACCUGUAACUGAGUCGACAACGACAGCUGUUCCGUCGACUCCAGUAAUUACCGACGGUCAAGCGCCAGUUGUCACCGAUUCUACAUCCCCGACUGUGGCGGAGGCUUCUGAUUCGAUAGCACCUGUAACUGAGUCGACAACGACAGCUGUUCCAUCGACUCCAGUAAUUACCGACGGUCAGUCGCAGGAUUAUGUUGCAUGGUUACCAGUUGAACCCAUUGAAAAUCAGGGACAAACAACUGUGUCAACUUUAGGCAAUGAAAUGUCACAGACAAGCUCGUCGUAUUCUACCACCACAGCGGUUGCAGAUGUCGCAAAUACACGUGUAAAGACGCAUGAAGGGUCUGCAGAAAAACAUCAGUUCGCUACAGGCACAUUGUUGUGGGACGAAAAGUAUUCGAAUAUCUUACGUUGCAUGCGAAGGUGUCUUCGAGAUUUGGACUGUGAGGGUUUCGUUUGGAAAUCUGAGGAACUCGAGUGCCAAGGAUAUAAAGACAUCGAAACUUCCGGUUUAAAGACAUCUGUACCGUCUUUUGUAUAUACUAUCGAAACUUUAUAAUGUUCAAGGUUUUUGUUCCUUGAAUGUUAACCCUUUCAGUGCGGGAACCGAAUUUUGAAGGCCUUUGCAAACAGUUUGGAUCCAGAUGAGACGACACAGAACGUGGCGUCUCAUCAGGAUCCAAACUGUUUGCUAUUCUGAUAGUAUUCUUUGAAAAAAAUCGAAGAAAAUGCUAAUUUUAGAAAUUGAGCAGACGACAUUUUAGCAGACGACAAAUUUCCCAGCAUGCAAAGGGUUAAU
This is a messenger RNA of Dreissena polymorpha, 1554 nucleotides long. RefSeq lists its product as uncharacterized. The record is from RefSeq and is a predicted model, not a curated record. NCBI's taxonomy places the organism in Eukaryota, Metazoa, Mollusca, Bivalvia, Myida, Dreissenidae. The coding region runs from base 1 to 1314 and encodes 437 amino acids. The transcript has 5 exons.